Paramuricea clavata is the source of this 2739-nucleotide messenger RNA. The record is from the annotation of a GenBank genome assembly. NCBI's taxonomy places the organism in Eukaryota, Metazoa, Cnidaria, Anthozoa, Malacalcyonacea, Plexauridae.
AUGUCAAUUGAUGCUUAUGCAGUUGUGGAGUUUCUCCAAGAAAAAUCAGUUGAAGUUGUUGUUAAAAGUUGGAUAGAGCAUUCUGAAGGGGUAAGUUGUCAUUAUCUUUGUAAUUGGCUUACGAAGAGGAAAGUAAUUUGGCCAUUGCAUAUAGUGGGUUACAUAUAUUAUGAUGUGUUUAAAUAAUUACUGUGCACAAGUUUUGUUAUUUAACCCAAAUCGUCUGGCGUUAGACAGAGUAAAAUAAUAAAGCCACUUAAAGGGUUAAACCUGAUGUAUUUUAAGGAUUUGAUCUGCUAUUGGCCCCGGACUAAUGUACAAAGAAAAGUGAAAAAGCUGGAAAUGCCUGACAAGGAAAACUGGCAACGUUAUAAAGUUAGAAUUUUUGGAUAUGCAGGUAAAUCUUAGUGUGACACUGUAGUGUUCAUAGUUUUAAUAUAAUGCUGCAGUCCUACCUUGUCCCAGACAAACGUUAAGUUAUUUUUGGAUACUGUACAGUAAGUACCGUAAUUAGUCAUCACCAGUUGAGUAUUUAACAGUUUUAUUUACAUGUUUUUAAAUUCAUUUUGUGAUAUUGCAGCCACCUUGAAAAGAGCACAUAAAAUUGCAAAAAGAGCCCUUGCUACGUCCAACGUUGAUAGCAGUGGCAGUGCUGAUGAAGAUUCAGAUUCUGCUCCACGAGAAAAACGACCCCGCAACAAAACUAGUUUGGAAGAAUUUCCUGAUUAUAGUGAUAACGACACAGAUAGUAAGUUUGUUUAUAAGGUUUACAUGGUGAUGUUUUUCUAAGUAAACCACAGAAUUUAAAUGUGUGGGAAUUUUAACUUUCCUGGUGUAACCAUGGCCAAUACUAUAGACAGAUUUCUAAUUCCCAUAUAAAUUGUGACAAUUGACAUUCAUUUUUCUUACUUUGACAAGAACUUGAGCGAAAUAUUGAUAAGCACAAAAGAUAAUAGAUAUAGGAAUUCAUGUUAUCCCCGAGCGUGCGAGGGUACUAAUUCCCCCCGGCUAUUUACACCCGGGGAAAGGGAAACAUUAGCCAAGUCUAAAGUUCAUCGGUCACCAACCAUGGGUGGUCAUCCUCACUGAUCUCAAAAAUAUAUAUGGCUGUUUGCCAGGAAAAUAUAUAUGGCUGUUUGUAGGAUAAGCAAGAUUUCAAUUUUCAAAAGCAUAUAUUUGGAAAAUCACGUUUCGCACAAUGAGCUUUGAAGCAAUUUUUGUUUGAAGAAAUGAGAAGAAUUGAUUUACUGUGGAAAAUCGCGGAAUAUAGGGCAAGGGGUUGCUGCAUGCAUGUAUUUCUAGUAAAUUAUUCUGUAUUUUCACAUGUUUGAUUAUAAAAUCAAUUUCAAGAAAGAUUUUGCAAACGUUCGUGUUAAGAAUUCAUGUUCACGAGUUUAUCAUGACUGCAAUUGUUUAAUUUUGUGUUAAAAGUUAGAUGAUGCAUUUGCAUUUACUGUACAUUUCCUGACCAAGUAAUUCAUAGGCUGAUGAAUAAAAGUACUAAUUAUUGGGACACCUUUUCAACACAACAGCAUUAAUUUUUAACACAACAUUUAGCAAUUCUGAUGUCUUGAUUUACAAUGAUUUGGAAUGCUUGAUUAAAUUGGUCCAUUUUAUUUUCAUUCCGUUAAGAUAACGAGAGUAAUGGAUCAAAGAAGAAGGAAGGAUUUAGUUUUGUUGCUGAACAAAAUACACCAGUUUUGACACCUUUACUGCCUCCAGCACCAACCUUUGUGUCCCAGUUGUCUGCAAGAGAUAGUCUGCAGUCAACAAGUUCUGUAAUAUCUGCAGCAGUUAGUCAGAUAUUAUCUACAGAUCCCAUGAUGGAGCUACUGUAUGUCACAUUCUUCAUUCAGAUACUUGUACAUGGAUUAUUGAUGUGCACUUGUUGUAUGACAGACAUACGUUAUCAAAUUAAAAAUAACUGAUUGCUGUACUUAUUAAAAGUUAUAUAACACCGAAAUAAAUUAUUGUAAUUUAAUUGACUAUUUAUGACACAUAUUAAAUACAAAUUUCCAUUUUACGGACCGUGCAAGGUACUGUUCCAAUUAGCCACUUUUCAAAAACUACAGGGCCUGUAGUUUUUGAGUGGAAGCUGUGUGUAUGUAGUUGUGUGACAUUCUGUUACAGGGCAAAUAAAUGUAUUAUUUUAAGCAUACUUAAAUAUAAUAUUACACUUUCCAAGUUCGCCUUAAAACACUGAAAAUAUUUGCAAAGUGUCUCCCGAAAACAGUUCCACAAAUGAAUUCCCUGCUACCACAGUUUUUGAAGUCGCUAUUCAAUAAAUAACAAUAAUUUAUUGUGUUUUCCGUGUCAUAUAUAAAACUAAUAAUAGACAAUUUCAUUACUGCAAUGGAAAGAAUAUUUUCAUUGGGUAAAAAGUCGACUGUUCCAUUCAAUUCAGAUUUGCCUUGUUAAAUGGAAAUCUUUCACCUCAUGAAAAUAUGCUUACCAUUGAACUCAUUGAGAACCUUAAUUACUGUAAUUGUAUACUAGCACACUUCUUAAAUACUUUUUGUAUUUAUCCUAGGCUUCCAAAGGUCUGUCCUCACCAAACUGGACACCCUUAUUGAAAAACAUGAUGAAACAUUAUCCAUUUUGCGUGUUCUGUUGAGUGCCACUAGAGGAGUAAACGAUAAAGAAUUACUGGAUGAUAUUCUCCCGAGUCCAUUGGAUACGGUGGAAGAAAUCACAGAAUUCUGCUCUCGUUUGGAUGAUGAGGAAUUUAGAAAAAAGAUG